GGCCUCUGGGUGUUGUGAAGCGACGACGACGCUUUACGGCCUGUAGGGCCGCGAAGAACCUGUAGGACGACAGAAACUUGUGAAAGGAAAGGACGCAGCGUUUGGACUAGGCCGCAGCCAUGCCAUUUUUUGACGUUCAAACACGUUUGGGCCUCAAUGUUGACAAAUGGAUGACAAUUAUGAGUUCUGAACAACCUUACAAAAUGCCAGCCCGAUGCCAUGCUUUUGAGAAGGAAUUCAUUGAGUGUGCCCAUGGAAUUGGUAUGACCCGAGCCAAGAAAGAAUGCAAACUGGAAUAUGAGGAUUUCAUUGAAUGUUUGCAUAGGCGGAAAACGAUAGAACGUUUGGGAACAGUCAUGAAGCAGAAGGAGAAGCUAAUGAAAGAAGGGAAGUAUACUCCUCCACCUCACCACGCAGGCAAAGAAGAGCUAAGGCCUUGAUUGGUGGCUUCACAUUGUUUCACUCUUUAUGAUGGGAUGAAAGUAUACCCUUUUCCACUGGAAAUGUAUAUUUAUUAAGACAGAUACUUUAUUCCAAAAGUUAAAAAUCAGAGUGUAGAAGCUGUUCUGUUUUCCCCUGCCCCCAGUUCUCUCUGUACUUUGUCAUUAAGAUAACCACACCAGGCAAGUUGGUAACAGUGGUUCACACUCUAAUAUGUGAUCUGUGAUUCUGCCUGCAUCUGAAAAUAAGCAUUUUGGAAAGUAAACAUUUACCAGUGUUA
Molecule: messenger RNA, 721 nt
Organism: Antechinus flavipes (yellow-footed antechinus)
Lineage: Eukaryota; Metazoa; Chordata; Mammalia; Dasyuromorphia; Dasyuridae
Gene: NDUFS5
Product: NADH:ubiquinone oxidoreductase subunit S5
Exons: 3
Coding region: 120-440 (106 amino acids)
Biological process (GO): mitochondrial respiratory chain complex I assembly
Source: RefSeq, a predicted model, not a curated record